AUGGCGAUGGGCAGAGGGGAUGUGGGUCCCGCGAGCACCCCGCCUCCAGUCUCGGAACCGCUCGCGGAAUGGCCAUACUCACACUCUCUGUGCAUCAAAUCACUCGAUGCCCAUUGGCCACAAGCGAUACAGAAAUGUACAGGCGCAAGUGGAUGGCUACGCCGAGGUACGGGGUGGGGCGGGCGGGGGGGGGAAGUGGAGGGCAUGCCAGGCUGGCAGGGAAGAGAGUGA
This is a messenger RNA of Plenodomus lingam JN3, 231 nucleotides long. NCBI's taxonomy places the organism in Eukaryota, Fungi, Ascomycota, Dothideomycetes, Pleosporales, Leptosphaeriaceae. The record is from RefSeq and is a predicted model, not a curated record.